Mesoplodon densirostris (Blainville's beaked whale) is the source of this 165-nucleotide messenger RNA. RefSeq names its product secreted LY6/PLAUR domain containing 2 (gene SLURP2). Lineage: Eukaryota; Metazoa; Chordata; Mammalia; Artiodactyla; Ziphiidae. The record is from RefSeq and is a predicted model, not a curated record. The transcript is spliced from 2 exons. Bases 1 to 165 code for a protein of 54 amino acids.
AUGAGGCUGCUCCUUGGGCUCCUGCUGGCCGCUGCCUUGAACCUGGAGCUGGGUGCAGUCCAGGCCUUGCAGUGUCACCAGUGCAAGGGCUUUGGAGGAUGCUCCCACAAGUCCAGAUGCCCAGCAGGCUCCAGCCGCUGUAUCACUAUUGCCACCCAUGAGUAG